Molecule: messenger RNA, 256 nt
Organism: Racocetra persica
Lineage: Eukaryota; Fungi; Glomeromycota; Glomeromycetes; Diversisporales; Gigasporaceae
Source: the annotation of a GenBank genome assembly
UAUUUCAAUACCAAAAAGAAAUAAACAUACAAGACAAUCACUAGAAGCUAUUAGAAAAUGUUGGAAGCAAGCAAAAAAUUUUGAUAAAGAAUUAGAAUUGGGACCAGUUAAAGAAUUAAAAUAUAGAAUAGUUAAAGAAUUAGAGCCUAAGCCUAUUGAGUAUGAGGAAGUUAUUAGUAAGAUACGAAUUAAAGAUCCUAAUAAGCUGUUAGAUGCUAAAUCUGAUGAAUAUAAUAAAUGUUUUAGUACUUUUUAG